This is a messenger RNA of Lates calcarifer (barramundi perch), 4905 nucleotides long. Its product is annotated as desmoglein-2. Gene Ontology annotation, molecular function: calcium ion binding. Lineage: Eukaryota; Metazoa; Chordata; Actinopteri; Centropomidae. Gene Ontology annotation, cellular component: desmosome; plasma membrane. Gene Ontology annotation, biological process: homophilic cell-cell adhesion. The record is from RefSeq and is a predicted model, not a curated record.
ACUCCUCCUCCUCCUUCAUAAGCCUCCUCCUCACCUCCAUCAGCUCACAGUCAGUCAGGAUCUCUCAUCUGGACUCUACUGGAUCUCUUGUUACGGAUAGCAGGUUUUUUCUAUGGUCAUGUCUCGGGUUUCUUUUCCCAUUUGUGUCCUGUUCCUGUUUGUGCUCCAGGCUGUUGCUGUGGUGAGGACCCACGCUCGAGACAAUCUGGUAAGAAACAGAAGAGAAUGGAUUCUCCCUCCAAAACCUCUGAAGGAAAAUGUAGACUACACCCACCUGGAAUCUAUUGCCAAGAUUCGAUCAGAUUUUGAAAAUAAUGGAAACAUUCGGUACUCCCUGGAAGGUGUUGGUGCCAACCAGUAUCCCUUCCAUGUGUUUGUAGUGGACCCUAAAACUGGACUAAUUCGUGUGACCAAAGUCCUUGACAGGGAGUUCAUUGAUACAUACAAUCUGUCUGGUGUUGCUACAUUCACUGAUGGCAGGGAAGCUGAGAAAAAAAUUGAUGUACGAAUCAAGGUUGUAGAUGAGAAUGACAACUCUCCAGUGUUUGGAGUCACAAAGCCCAUGGAGGUGGAUGAGCUCAGUCCUGCAGGGACUUCAGUUAUGAAAAUCACUGCAACUGAUGCUGAUGAACCAGGGAAUAAGAACUCUCAGAUCGGCUACUCCAUUGUGAAUCAGAAUCCAUCUGAUGACAUGUUCUACAUGACCAAUGAUGGGACCAUCUACGUCAAAAAGCCUUUCCUGGACAGGGAGAAAGUAGCUCAAUACAUCCUGACAGUAAAAGGUCAAGACCUAAAUGGUGAACCAGGAGGAAACAGUGCAACCACCACUGUCACCAUUAAUGUCCGAGAUGUGAAUGACAACCUCCCCACUCUGGAGAAAGAGGAGUAUGAAGGCAGUAUUGAGGAGAAUACAGAGGAUGUGGAGGUGAUGAGAAUCAAAGCAGAGGACCUGGACCUGGAGGGAACAGACAACUGGGAAGCUGUAUUUGAUAUUGUCAAAGGCAAUGAGGCCGGGUACUUCAGCAUUACAACAGACCCCAAAACCAAUGAGGGCAUCCUAAUGCUUGACAAGGCUGUGGAUUAUGAGGAUGUGAAGGACCUUGAACUAGGACUAGCUGUGAGAAACAAGGCCCCACCAUUUGAUGGAUCAGGUGCAACUGGUGCGUCUGGUGCAUCUGGUGCAACUGGUGCAUCUGGAGGAUCAUCAUGGCAAAGUGGGACCACAUUUAAAACCUAUCCGAUCAAAAUCAAUGUGAAGAACCAGCCUGAGGGGCCACGUUUUGACCCCAAAGUCAAAGCUAUUCCCAUCUCAGAAGGAGACCACUCAGUCAACAUUAAAGAUGUUAUUGGUCACUACCCUGCAAUAGAUGGAGACACUGGGAAACCAGCUGAAAAUGUCAGGUAUGCUAAGGGCUCAGACCCUGACAACUGGCUAACCAUUGACCCAAAGACAGCUGACAUCAGACUCAACAAGAUACCUGACAGAGAAUCUCCAUUCCUGGUCAAUGGGACAUACAUGGCUAAAGUGCUCUGCAUUUCAGAAGACAUGCCCGGGAAAACUGCCACUGGUACCAUAGCCAUCCAGGUGGAAGAUUUUAAUGACCACUGCCCCAAACUGACCAGUGACAUUCAGACUAUGUGUACCAUGGAUGAUAAUGUUAUUGUGAAUGCUAAAGAUGAGGAUGCAUUCCCUAAUGGACCUCCUUUUCACUUCAGCAUUGUCCCAGAAGGCACUGAGGGCAAGUGGCACAUUGAACGCCUCAAUGACACUGCAGCUAUCCUGAGGGCCGAGGAGACCCUGUGGCCUGGUUCCUAUGAGGUGGAAUUUGAGGUGAAGGAUGAGCAGGGAGAGGCCUGUCCAGAACCACAGAAAGUGAAGGUCCAAGUUUGUACAUGUGAGGAUGGAGUGGUGUGUGGAAAACGAGGCAGCAAUGGUCAGCCCAGCAAAGGAGUGGAGUUAGGACCUGCUGGGAUCGGACUGCUAUUCCUGGGUCUGCUGCUAUUAGCGCUCAUUCCUCUGUUGCUGCUCUUCUGCCAGUGUGGGGGGGCUGGGGGUCUGCCAGGGGGCUUUACUGAGAUGCCUUUCGACACCAAAUCACACCUCAUUAACUACCGCACCGAGGGCCAGGGAGAGAACACGGAGGUGCCACUCCUGCCAACACAAAUGGAUGGAGAUAUGAAUGUGGAUAUGGGCAUGGCCAGCAAAACUUUGGCAAUGAACUCCAUGGCAGGUUUGGGUCUCCAGAAAUCAGUCACUUCCAUGGAUGGGAUGAACGGGGCCACCUAUGGAGAAGGUUUUGUAAGUGACCACAGAGAAGGCACAUGGGGGAUGAACCAACUGAGCGGCAGUGGCUUCUACUCUGAGUUUGAAGGCAGAGAAUCAGGAGGUGGUGGAGGAAUUUAUGAUGUAAUGGCUCUACCAGACCACUUCCUGGCACAGUACUACACUCAGAAGGUGAACAAUGGAAAUGAGAACCCUGGAGUGAAGGACGCUCUGUUGGUUUAUGACUAUGAGGGACAGGGUUCCUCUGCUGGCUCAGUGGGCUGCUGCAGCCUCCUGGAGUCUGACAAUGACCUGCAGUUCCUCGAUGACCUCGGACCAAAGUUUAAGACCCUGGCUGAGGUGUGUGGCGGCAAGAUGAUCCCAACUGAAGUCAAACAAGUGUUCACUCCUCUGCCCAGUGCCUCCAUCAACACUCAGAUCUCAGAAUCAAAUUUGAUGACUGGCCCACAGCUGCCCCUUGCACCCCAGCCACAGCCGACUGUCCCCAAAACGGAGCAGACUACUGUGGUCAGGGAGAAAUCUGAGCGUUCUCAGACAGUGAAGGAAAGCAUGGCCAUGGUGAGGGGAGAGAUGGCAAAUCAAGGUCAGAUGCUCAUGCUACAGCAGCAGCACCCUGUGUACUACACCACUGCCCCUGUGAUGCAGCCAAUGCACUAUGUAGUCCAGCCACAGGUUCAGAACACCAUGCUGCUGGCUGAGGCACCAGCCACCAACCUGCAGGGCAUGGUACUGGUUAAUGGCACCCAGACUGUACCUGCCCAAGGCAUGGUUGUUCACGGACAGACAGUGUUGUCUAGUGGACAAUCCCAGGGCCCCAGCAUGGUCCUGGUGGAGAGGAGCAGGAUCCAGGGGGGCGGUACCAACCUGAUCAACACUGGAAACCUUUCUAGCCCCCAGACCAUGAUGAUUGUGGAGGGUAAGGUUCCUGCAGGGUCAAUGGAAGUUCUGAAAGGAAGUCAGACCUGCCUUGUGCAAGCAGGUACUCUACAGGCAGGAGGGUUGUCUGGAUCUCAGAGAGUUCUGGUGGUUGGAGGGUCGACAACUAAUGGAGGGCAGCUGGUGCAGGAGGCAGGAGGUCUGUCCAAGAAUAGUGAUGUCUCUGGUGCUCAGAGAGCCCACUACAGAAAGGGCAACAUGUCUACUGGUCCUCAGAGCAGUGUGAUGGCUUCCUCUACCACCAUGGUGAGCACAACCCCCAACUACCACAAAGUGCAGGAGACCAGAGAAAUUGAGAGAAGUGUGAUGUGAGAAAAGGCAUCUGUUAAUGCAGUCCAAACUUGCUUAUGCAUGUCAGUUUAUUGGUGGAGGGUGUGCUGUAGCAGUUUGACUGGGAAUGCAGUUACAUGUGCCCGCAUGUUCAUGCUACAGCCUCUGCUUGACACCAACAUAUGCACAUAUAUUCAUAAUAUUCACAGUUUUCAGCUGAAAAAUCUAGUCUUUGGAUCUAAACACAUAGCAGCCAUACAUUUACAGUAAAGUAUAACCAAAUACCCUUACUGCUAAGUAGCUAGCUAGGUUAGCAUGUCAACAUGCUAAACUAUGAUGGUGACCAAAGUAAAAAAUACCACUGGACAUCUUCUUUAUUUAUCAUAUUAUUUAUAAUAUAGUAAAUCCACAUCUAACGCAUUUGAAUGACAACUUAAGGUGAGCCUUGAUUCAUGUAGGUAUUACAAAAAAACUGUCAACAUGAUGGCUGUGGUUUUGUUGCUAGUAUUUGAAUUCUGUUCCAUAUCAAUAGUAUAUGUUUAUGGUGGUGUAAGCUGUGUACAUUAUUCCAGGUGCAGUGUCUCUGUAAUAUAAUGACUAAUCAUCCUGCGCAGACUGGUGUCUAUCUUGUGUACAGAAACAUACAAAGACAUUAUGGGGAAGUUUUAUAUGAUGAGAAAUAGUUAAAUGUGUCAGAGGAGUGAUAGCAUGUUUCUUACACCUUGUUCUAUUAAUACUCCUGAGAGACCAGUAGAGACCAGUGAAACAGGUCGUAAUCAGGUUCUGUGAAUACUAUAGGGCAAAAUAGACUCCCUCAAUUGAUGAAAACACAACUUUGUACGAUUAACCUGAUCAGCUGUUAAAGUUCACGUGUCAAUUUAAAUGCUCAUCCAAUGGCCAUGGAGAAAACAUCCAACACACCAUGGUGUGUAACUUAUUAUCUACAUGCUACAGUAAACCAAAAACCAGUUGACCAAGCACAAUCAGCUGAAUGAGGCACUGCAGUCUGUUUUCACAUGACUCUCUGAAACAUGACUCACUGCCAUUUUUGUUCUAUACAGUUCCAUAGGGAGUGCUGUUAAUUACACUGCCAAGCUAAGUCUGUUAGCAAUUAUGUUUUGCUGUAAAUAUCUCAUGUUGAGCAAAAUGUUUUUUUUACCAGUCAGCGUCAUGGUGUCAUGAGUUUGGUGUUUUGGUCAAAAUUUUAAAAUUUUUCAACUUUUUCUGAAAUGUUUAAUCUUUUCUUGUGUUGAAAUACACUUUCCAUUUUUUUCCAUUGUGUGUACAUGUUCAUGGUCAUAAAAGGGGAAACAGAAGUUUUUAUAUUUGACAUAAUGUUAGAAUGUUUAUUUCAGGGGAAUCUAAUGAAGAGAAUUUAUCAUAUGCUUCCAUUAAUAAACUCUUGUGUAAGACAA